AUGAGUCAAGCCUCAAUCUUCACCUUCAUUGUUUAUCCCAGUGCCGAGCUCGGCAUAUUUCUUUGUCAGGUCAUGGUCUUCACCUCCCUGGCCGAAGAGAUCUCUCCGUCCGACCAGAGGAGCCUGCAUAAGGCGACAUGGGCCCGACUGGGCGACGUCCGCGCGACGCAUCGAGCUUCGCGCUAG
Messenger RNA from Fonsecaea multimorphosa CBS 102226, 186 nucleotides. RefSeq lists its product as uncharacterized. The transcript is spliced from 2 exons. Bases 1 to 186 code for a protein of 61 amino acids. The record is from RefSeq and is a predicted model, not a curated record. Lineage: Eukaryota; Fungi; Ascomycota; Eurotiomycetes; Chaetothyriales; Herpotrichiellaceae.